Messenger RNA from Menidia menidia (Atlantic silverside), 1095 nucleotides. Lineage: Eukaryota; Metazoa; Chordata; Actinopteri; Atheriniformes; Atherinopsidae. The record is from the annotation of a GenBank genome assembly.
AUUACGAUGGCACACAGUACUUGUGUAAGAGGAAGACCAGGAAACCCGGCGGGGCAAAAGUUCUUUUUUAAGGGACUAAGAAUGGAGGACCCAGAGGACACCCGGCUUGAGGAAAUGCUGAUGUGCCCGGUGUGCCAGGAGAUCUUUAAGGACCCCCGGCAGCUGCCCUGUGGGCACAGCCUGUGUCUGGACUGUUUGGAGAACAUGUUGGCCCACUCCCCCGACACCCCCUUCCGCUGCCCGGACUGCAGGGCAGCCUUUGGGCCGGACAUCGGGGUGCAGAAGAGCUACGCACUAAGCAACAUUGCAGACGACUUCAGGUUGCGGAAGAUGAUAACGGAAAAGCAGACAAAGUGCGUGUACUGCGACUGCUGCCCAGAAAGGGGCAGCCUGGCCUGCAAAACGUGUCUGAAGUGCGAAGUGUCGCUGUGCAAAGUGCACGUUAAGGACCACCUCAAGAUGCCGGCCUUCACGGGACACCCCCUGGUGUCCCCCCUCAGCGACCUCCGGGAGAGGAAGUGCCAGCAGCACAGGGACGAGGUGCUCAAGUUCUACUGCAACGCCUCCAGGCGCUACAUCUGCAACAUGUGCGCCCUGGAGAGCAAGCGGCAGAGCGGGGCCGCCGACGCCUCUAGCCUGCUGCAGAGGCAGCUCACUGAGUACAUGGACGAGCAUUUCAAAAUGCUUCAGAACCAAAUCACAACGUCCCUCAGUGCUGCCAAACCUGAAAAGCCGAAGGUCAACCCCCCAGACUCCCACUUCAACUGUGUCACUGUGAUCCUGCUCUUUCUUUGGAUUAUAAAUCUGUGUUAUGCGUACAAUUACUCCGUGAAGAACCAAAUGCUGUCGGAGGCGCUGGAGCAGCAGGAGAGCCACGUGCGCCACAUUUAUUCCACCAUCGCUAGCAGGAUCGCGCUCACUUCCGCUCACAUCAAGACGGUCAAAGAGUUACUGGGUGAUCAUCCCCUGGAGAGCCUCAUACCUCCAGAUUUUGAAGAGACAAUCAACCUUCAAGGGACAGACGUGCCCGAGGGCCCAGAGAGCCAAGAGUGCCAAGAGAGCCCCGAGAACCCAGAGAGCCCUGAGAGCCCGUGA